This is a messenger RNA of Saccostrea cuccullata (small rock oyster), 1870 nucleotides long. RefSeq names its product sulfotransferase 1A1-like. The transcript has 6 exons. Gene Ontology annotation, cellular component: cytoplasm. Bases 587 to 1420 code for a protein of 277 amino acids. Gene Ontology annotation, molecular function: sulfotransferase activity. Lineage: Eukaryota; Metazoa; Mollusca; Bivalvia; Ostreida; Ostreidae. Gene Ontology annotation, biological process: sulfation. The record is from RefSeq and is a predicted model, not a curated record.
AUACUUUGUAUACUUUACUUAAGAUAUUUUUUUUAAAUAAUGCGCUCCAUACUGAAGAUCCGUAGUCUCUAUUUUGUAAAUGUUCGCCCAACCGAAAAUGUCCACUACUUGCAAUGGAUAUACACUGCAUAAUGUGUGUUUAAUUUAUUUAAACAUUUUAUUUGAUAACUCAAAAGACACUUUCAGGGAAAGGAAACGCAAACAUGAUAAUUACACUUAGUCGCUAAUUCAAAGUUUUUGUGUGCUCCCCUAAUAAAGGACAUCACAGAAUUUGACCGACCCACUGCAAUUCUCACUGGAUUUUUUAUUAAAUUUGAAUAGAUUAUUUUAUUGUUUUUGUUGUCAGAUGGAGGCUAGAGUUGAGAUUUAGCAGUGUUUUAAUACUGUUCCUGUAUCGAUGUCCGGAGAUAGAUAAACAUCCUGUACGUCUGGACUUGCAGGGGUGAGAGAAAAGUGGGACAGUUAAACUGAAAAUUAAUUUAAUUCGUUAGCAACUAAGAUUGCCGUGACGUGCAGUUUUGAGAGAAGAGUGCGCCAAUUUAUUUUCAGUUUAAUAUAUUACUUUGUUGAGUUAGUGUAUCAUUUUAUGAUGACGACAAAGCAAAAGUUGAGCGUAGACGGACUAAUAGUUCCAGCAUUUUUGCCAUUUCAAACCUUAACGGACGCCAGAAAACGAAUUGCAGAUAUUGUUAAUUUAACUACGAGAAAAGAUGACGUUUUUGUUAUUUCCUAUCCAAAAUCAGGAAACCAUUGGCUGAAUGCAAUCGUACCCCGCCUUCAGAAUUCAUGUCUGGACACCCCUCACAAAAUGACAGAAAAAUUCCUGGAGUUUAUUCCAGAUCUUCAGGAACUGGAGACAGUUCCUUCACCUCGUAUAAUGACGUCACAUCUUCCAGUGAAAUAUACUCCAAAAGAUAACAAUGGAAAAAUAUUACACUCCAUUCGAAACCCCAAGGACAUCGCAGUAUCCGCUUUUCAUCAUUACACAACAGAUCCAGUGGUCAAAGACUAUGUACACCCUGAUUGGAACAGUUUCUUGGAAGAUUUCUUACGUGGGGAAUGCUACUAUGGAAGUUGGUUUGAACGAGAGAAAGAAUGGGAACAAGCAGCACAACAAAAUCCCAAGAAGAUAUUGAUAGUCUAUUACGAAGAUAUGAAGAAGAAUGGUUUGGAGACGAUGAAACAUAUAUCCAGUUUUCUCGGAUUCUCGUCCGAUCCUACAUUUCUUCAAGCUGUUUAUGAUGAAUGUACCUUUGAUAAAGUAAAAGAAAGAGAAAAGGAUACAAUUUGGAAAUUCAUCUACAGAAAAGGAGAGGUGGGUGAUUGGAAAUCAAUGUUUACCGAGGAACAGAAUGAGAAGUUUGAUCAGGUCUUCAAUGAACAAAUGAAGGAUUCAAAAUUGAAGAUACAAUGGAAUUAAAUGCUGUUUAUAUGAAUUUCAAACGGCAUUUUAAAAUCACAGUCUGUUGUGUAUAAAUCUUAUAAGUGAUGCUUAUUUACUUCCUUAUAAUAAUUAUAAAACACUGUCCAUUAUAUUAUUUUUAGAAAUACAUGAUAUGUGUACAUAUUGAAUAGAGUAAAAAUAUGUAUAAAAAUGAUACCGGGGUAUAAUACUAUUUGAAAAAGAAUUAUCAGAAGGUCAGAUUGCAAGUUUAAAAUGUGUAACAUUUUCUCAGAAUUUAUGAUUAAAACAUUGCUACAGUGAAGAACAACACCAAGCAUUCGAGCAAGAUUUCAGAGGAUGGUAUUUCCUAUACAUGUAUAAUGCUAUUUUUUGGAAUUACUUGAUCUGCUUACAGAACGAUUUUUGAAUUUUGCAAAACACAAAUGUACAUUUAGCAAUGUUAUAAUUCAGCAAUACAUAUUUUAA